This is a messenger RNA of Hippopotamus amphibius kiboko, 363 nucleotides long. Its product is annotated as NADH dehydrogenase [ubiquinone] 1 beta subcomplex subunit 7-like. The coding region runs from base 1 to 363 and encodes 120 amino acids. The transcript is spliced from 2 exons. Lineage: Eukaryota; Metazoa; Chordata; Mammalia; Artiodactyla; Hippopotamidae. Gene Ontology annotation, cellular component: mitochondrion. The record is from RefSeq and is a predicted model, not a curated record.
AUGCCCACCUUCUCACCCAACUGUGGCUUCACCAGGCACAAGGAGCAUGGGAUAGUGGCCACUCAGUUGCAGGUGAACGAGGUGCAGCUGGUGCUUCAGCAGCGUGACUACUGUGCUCACUACCUCAUCGGGCUUCUCAGGUGUCAUAUUCCCCAACUUCCUGGGCUGCAAGCACAAGAGCAUGACUGGGACUACUGCGAGCACCUGGACUAUGGGAAGUGCAGAGAGGAGUUUGAGUCGAAGCCCUGGCUGCUCCAAUGGCAGCAGGAGCAGGGGGAGGCAGGCAUGGCCAGAGCCAGGGGCCUGGACGACGACGACGACGACGACGACGACGACGACGACGACGACGACGUGGGCAGGUAG